Messenger RNA from Drosophila montana, 1109 nucleotides. It is a transcript of the gene HLH54F, whose product is annotated as HLH54F. The transcript has 4 exons. NCBI's taxonomy places the organism in Eukaryota, Metazoa, Arthropoda, Insecta, Diptera, Drosophilidae. Gene Ontology annotation, molecular function: DNA-binding transcription factor activity, RNA polymerase II-specific; protein dimerization activity; RNA polymerase II transcription regulatory region sequence-specific DNA binding. The record is from RefSeq and is a predicted model, not a curated record. The coding region runs from base 144 to 1025 and encodes 293 amino acids. Gene Ontology annotation, biological process: developmental process; regulation of transcription by RNA polymerase II.
CUUCAGAAAAUCAGAACUUUAACGAAUUUUAAAAAAAUAAAUAAUAUUUAAGAUCGUGUUAGAGGUAUUCCCUCGCGAAAUCAAGCAGUGAAAGUGCUCUAAGAAAUUAAUUUAUAGAAAAUAUAUAAAGAAAAGGUUACCUAAUGCCACGCAAAAAGCGCGCCUCCAGUCCCCUAGAUCUGUACGACGAUGACUUUGACGAGGAUGCCAGCUCACACAGUUCCCAGCCGCCGGUGCAACGGAAUGCGGCAAAUGCCCGGGAACGUAUGCGCAUGCGGGUGCUAUCCAGCGCCUAUGGACGUCUGAAGACUAAGUUGCCCAACAUUCCGCCGGACACAAAGCUAUCCAAGCUGGACACACUGCGCCUGGCCACGCUCUACAUCAAGCAGCUAAUCAAUGCCGUCGAGACGGGCAGCGGCAGUGCCAAUGCCAAUCCAACGCACUCCGGCGCAUCCCUAGCCGCUGUGCUGGACACGCGGAAUCAUGCGACGGAUUGCGGCAACGAUGCCGGCGGCGCCGUAGCGACGACAACUUUCAAUUUCCACAAUGCUGGACAACUCGGCAUGCUAAUCAACGAAAUACUCUUUAUCUGUGCGGUUAGCCCUAAUCACAGCCAUGCCUUGCAACAAUCCUUUAUCGACUUGGGCUUUAAAGCAUUAGGUUUUCCCAAGUUAACUCAUCAUAUUCGCUUAUUAAUUUCACAGAGCUGGCCCUUUGAGUUUCAUCAACAUUUGCAACAUGGCCACAAUCGCAACAACAAUUCCAACCUGACAUUCACCUCGGCGCGCAUGGAUUGGCAGAAUUCUCAAACGCAAUCCUAUCCGAAGGCGCCACGACAUGAGGCUCAUAUGGCUACCGAUGUUAACUAUACACAGCUUCAGGAUGCACAUUGGUAUCCAACGGAUAUGGGCCUGCAAUUGGAGCAGUCACGUGGUGGCAAUGGCUGCUGUGCCUAUGAAUCGGCUGGUCUUGGACAGCAUCAGCGCGGCAUUACAAUAUCAACUAGUCAGGCGCAUAGCCUCUAGUGGGGUGCAUAUCUUGCAUUUACUUUAACUGUCGUUCUAACUGAAAUCGUAUUAAAACGUGAUUUUAUUCUUUUCGUCAUUGUA